AUGAAGUGCAUAUUCUGGAAUAUUAGAGGAAUUGCAAAUGCCUCUUCCAGACUUGCUCUCAAAAGAUUAAUUUCUGUUAACAAUCUAGACUUGGUUUUGGUAGCAGAACCUUGGAUGGACUUUUCUAAAUUCCUUCAAACUUGGCUUAAGAAGCUCAACCUUAAGCUAUUUGCCAUGAAUUACACGCAUCAUCUUUUGCCUAACUUAUGGUGCUUUUACAAAAAUCUGAGGAUUCUUAAAGCUAACCUAAAAGAGUGGAACAAAAACAGUUUUGGUAAUGUGCAGGAAAAAGUUAAACUGGUGCAAAAUGGCGACAGGAAAUUUGGUUGUGAUGAGAAAACUAUCAAAGCGGUUUGUGUACAAAAUUCAGUACAAAGGGAUCAGCUAGGAGGCAGUGAUAUAUAUGAAACAGUUCGUUCUGAAGUUAGGCGGGCUAUUUCUGAGAUUCAGAUUGACCUCGAAAGUGCUAUUCAAGUGAGUAACGCUACAGCCGUUACUGUCACCGAUAUGGCUGAUAUUCAUCCUGACUUGCUAAGCCCUGGUACAAUAGAAUUAGCAUUGGAGACUAGAAGAGAGUAUACCAAAAAGCUUGAAGAGGCCAAAGAGCGAGCUAGACGUCUUAGAGCAGAUCUGGCAGUUGAAGAACAUCGAGUGAGAGAACUGGAUAGAAUCUUGAGAGAAGUUCUUCCAUAUCCCAAGACUCCUAAUAUACCAAAGUCUCGUCCAUCAAGAAAAUCUAGCAUUGAAAGAAAAAGGAUGUCGAAACGUCUUGCAGAAGAUGCCAAGGCUUAUUUUGACGAGUGUGUAUCACUAUCAACAUUCGAUAGUUCGGACUUUUCAUCUCAAGAGGAUCCUCCGCUCAGUAUGGUUGGUCCACCUACUCCAUCUCGUUUAACCGAGGCAAGUUCAAAUACUCCGCUUUCAAAUUUCCAAUCCGGCACUCGAGAACAAUCACACCAUAUCCAUUAUGACACAAUGCAGCCACCAGCCAGCAUUGAUUCCGAGGAAGCUAUCCAUGAACAAGUCAGCUCAACUGCUGAUAGCAAAGAAACUGACUCUAAACACUGCUUCUCCUUUGCACAGAAACCAUCUGAAGGCACUACAGCUCAACAAGAUAUCCAACAAUACAUAAAAAAGUUUGAAAAAAGUGUUUCAAAGUUGCCAAGUAUGAGAUCAAGUUAUGGUGACAUGUGUGACUAUAGUUUCCAAUCAUCAGCUGAGAGCUUGUUGAUUGACAGGGUGAUGCUAAGAAGUAGAAUUGAAUCUGGUAGGUUUUUACUCUGUGGUGGUGGUAACUUUUGGUCACCUUGA
Messenger RNA from Vicia faba (fava bean), 1311 nucleotides. NCBI's taxonomy places the organism in Eukaryota, Viridiplantae, Streptophyta, Magnoliopsida, Fabales, Fabaceae. The record is from the annotation of a GenBank genome assembly.